AUGCAGUGUCAGUGUGGCGACCUCUGGCACCUUCCCUCCGCCGCCGCCUUGGCUCUUCUGUUGUCAGCUGAUCAAGACUCCUCCGUGACAGGCUCCACCGUGACAGGCUCCUCCGUGACAGGCUCCUCCGUGACAGGCUCCUCCAUGACAGGCGCCACCGUGACAGGCGCCACCGUGACAGGCGCCACCGUGACAGGCUCCUCCGUGACAGGCUCCUCCAUGACAGGCGCCACCGUGACAGGCUCCACCGUGACAGGCUCCUCCGUGACAGGCUCCUCCAUGACAGGCGCCACCGUGACAGGCGCCACCGUGACAGGCUCCACCGUGACAGGCUCCUCCGUGACAGGCUCCUCCAUGACAGGCGCCACCGUGACAGGCGCCACCGUGACAGGCGCCACCGUGACAGGCUCCUCCGUGACAGGCGCCACCGUGACAGGCGCCACCGUGCGAGGCGCCACCGUGACAGGCGCCACCGUGACAGGCUCCACCGUGACAGGCGCCACCGUGACAGGCGCCACCGUGACAGAUUCCUCCGUGACAGGCGCCACCGUGACAGGCGCCACCGUGACAGGCUCCACCGUGACAGGCUCCACGGUGACAGGCGCCACCGUGACAGGCGCCACCGUGACAGGCUCCACCGUGACAGGCGCCACCAUGACAGGCGCCACCGUGACAGGCGCCACCGUGACAGGCUCCACCGUGACAGGCUCCACCGUGACAGGCGCCACCGUGACAGGCUCCACCGUGACAGGCGCCACCGUGACAGGCUCCACCGUGACAGGCUCCACCGUGACAGGCUCCACCGUGACAGGCGCCACCGUGACAGGCGCCACCGUGACAGGCUCCACCGUGACAGGCUCCACCGUGACAGGCUCCACCGUGACAGGCUCCACCGUGACAGGCGCCACCGUGACAGGCGCCACCGUGACAGGCGCCACCGUGACAGGCUCCACCGUGACAGGCUCCACCGUGACAGGCUCCACCGUGACAGGCUCCACCGUGACAGGCGCCACCGUGACAGGCGCCACCGUGACAGGCUCCACCGUGACAGGCUCCACCGUGACAGGCGCCACCGUGACAGGCUCCACCGUGACAGGCGCCACCGUGACAGGCUCCACCGUGACAGGCUCCACCGUGACAGGGUCCUCCGUGACAGGCUCCACCGUGACAGGCGCCACCGUGACAGGCUCCACCGUGACAGGCGCCACCGUGACAGGCGCCACCGUGACAGGCGCCACCGUGACAGGCUCCACCGUGACAGGCGCCACCGUGACAGGGUCCUCCGUGACAGGCGACACCGUGACAGGGUCCUCCGUGACAGGCGCCACCGUGACAGGCGCCACCGUGACAGGCUCCACCGUGACAGGCUCCACCGUGACAGGCUCCACCGUGACAGGCGCCACCGUGACAGGCUCCACCGUGACAGGCUCCACCGUGACAGGCUCCACCGUGACAGGCGCCACCGUGACAGGCUCCACCGUGACAGGGUCCUCCGUGACAGGCGCCACCGUGACAGGCUCCACCGUGACAGGCUCCACCGUGACAGGCGCCACCGUGACAGGCUCCACCGUGACAGGCGCCACCGUGACAUGGUCCUCCGUGACAGGCUCCACCGUGACAGGCUCCACCGUGACAGGUCAAGCUCAACUUACUUUGAAAAAAGAUGAUCGCUUCAAUAGUGUUAAUUAUUGA
Molecule: messenger RNA, 1692 nt
Organism: Procambarus clarkii (red swamp crayfish)
Lineage: Eukaryota; Metazoa; Arthropoda; Malacostraca; Decapoda; Cambaridae
Product: mucin-22-like
Source: RefSeq, a predicted model, not a curated record